Messenger RNA from Chlorella variabilis, 1293 nucleotides. RefSeq lists its product as hypothetical. The record is from RefSeq and is a predicted model, not a curated record. Lineage: Eukaryota; Viridiplantae; Chlorophyta; Trebouxiophyceae; Chlorellales; Chlorellaceae. Bases 1 to 1293 code for a protein of 430 amino acids. The transcript is spliced from 6 exons.
AUGAGCCCCGCCGCCGCCCCGCUGCACGGCGCGCUUCACCUUCUGGACCUGCCCGAGGAUGUGCUGGCUGCCAUGGCAGCACGCCUGCCCUUCUCCCAGCGCCUGUGCCUGUCGCUGCAGGCAUCACCUUGCCUCAACCUGGGCGGCCGCUGCUACAGGUGGCUGGCACCGAGGGCGGCGGCGGUGGAGGAGCUGUGCUUUGCGGUGGCGACCCCAGAGCCAGUCGACCCGCAGCACUACUGCUCCCUCCCGGUGCCGUCCCUGCUGCUGUCGCUGUGCGAGGUGGAGGCCGGCGGGCCCGCGCUGCGCAAGCUGGCCAAGCUGUCUGUUGAGUGGCCCGAGGCGGUGGAGCUUGAUGAGGCCCUGAUGGCGGCGCGGCCGGCCUUCCGGGGCCUGCGCAAGCUGGCCUUCCCUGCCGUGGGCCGCCUGGAGGUGUGGUCCCGCCUGCCCCUGCCCAGCCUCACCGACUUCUCCCUGGCCGACGGCACCCUGGCUGGCAUGGCAUCCACCCCAGAGGCCCGCCACGCCAUCCUGGCGGCACCCUGGCUGCCGCCCACCCUGACCCAGCUCCUGGUGGUGAGCCGCAACCGGCUGACUCAUGCCAGCCUGGACCCGCUGGCACAGCUGGGGCCCAGCCUAGAGGAGCUCAACAUCUCGGAAAGCUUCCUUUCCACCUUCCCCUCCCAGCUGUCGGCGCUCACCCGCCUGCGCAUCCUCUACCUCCACAACGCCUUCAAUCGCCAUGUGCGCAUCCAGCCCGGCGACUGGCAAGCCCUGGCCCCGCUCACCCGCCUCGCCUUCCUGUCCAUCUCGGGCAACCGCCUGGCGGCGCUGCCGCCCUGCGUGGCAGCCAUGUCGCAGCUGCAGGCGCUGCAUGUGGAGGAGAAUGAGCUGGAGGCGGGGCUGCCGCUGGGCCCCAUGCUUUCCAGCCUGCGCGAGCUGCUCCUGGACUGGCAGGCAGCACUGGACAGCCCCGCAGCCCUGCGCGCCGCCACCCGCCUCUCCCGCCUGGCGCUGUCGUGCCACCGCGCCGUGGACGAGGGGCCUGGCCCAGGGCUGACCGUGAGGCCCGCCGAGGCAGCUGAGCCGCUGCUGGCGGCGUUGGCGUCCAUGCCUGCGCUGCGGUGUGUGGACGACGUUUUUGGGGAGGAGGACACCGUGACGGCCCCCGUGGCGCGCGUCAUGUGGCAGCUGGGGAGGCGCUGCCCGCGCGUGGAGCUGCGCACGCUGUCCACCACAGACAUCGGCUGGGGGAUGGCGGAGCUGGAGCGGCGGGCGGCGGCGGGGGACUGA